Ceraceosorus guamensis is the source of this 1389-nucleotide messenger RNA. Its product is annotated as WD40 repeat-like protein. The record is from RefSeq and is a predicted model, not a curated record. Gene Ontology annotation, molecular function: protein binding. Lineage: Eukaryota; Fungi; Basidiomycota; Exobasidiomycetes; Ceraceosorales; Ceraceosoraceae. Gene Ontology annotation, cellular component: mRNA cleavage and polyadenylation specificity factor complex. The transcript has a single exon. The annotation marks the transcript as partial.
AUGGAAGAGGACAACGCUGGACAACUUGACAGCGCGAGUAUAGCCGGUCCAUCCACAUCCACAUCCACAUCCACAUCCACACUGCCGCCCAUCAAGCGAAGAUUCAAGCCUACGCUGCACCUCUCCGAGCAGCCCGUCGCUCCACCGGUGGAUCAGCGCAUCCUGGACGAAGCAGCAGCUCAAGCAGCCGCCUCUGCAGCCGGUUUCGAAGGAUUUCGACGCACGCGACGCUUCAAUCAGCGCAGAACGGUCGACUUUCACGCUUCUCAAAGAUUAUCUCGACUGGUGCGAUCUACGCGCACGAAUGCUAGAGCGGACAAGUGUCUGAUGCCCAGCACGAAUCACGUGGUGGACAUUUUGCCGCCGGACAUGUAUGCGCUGGGCAAUGGGUUUGCUGAAGAGGAUGCGGUGGGCAUGGCCGUCACCACGAAUCUGGUGCACACCAGCACAAACAAGAUUCGCUGUCCCGUCAAUGUGGUGUGCUGGCAACCAGAAGGCAGGAGAUUGCUUACAGGUUCCCAAUCUGGCGAAUUCACCUUGUGGAAUGGAUUGACCUUCAACUUCGAGACGAUCUUUCAAGCUCACGAUGCGGCUAUUCGAUCGGUGCAGUAUUGCAAAUCGGGCCAGUUUCUAAUCUCUUCGGAUCAGGGUGGUGUGAUCAAGUACUUUCAAUCCAACAUGAACAACAUCCAAGCCAUACCUGCGCACAGGGAAGCCGUCAGGAGUCUCAGCUUCAGUCCAGACGAUGCCAAGUUCGUCAGCGCUUCCGACGAUUCCACCUUGAAGAUUUGGGCCUUCGAUGAGGCGAGGGAGGAGAAGGUGCUCAAGGGUCACGGAUGGGAUGCCAAGUGCGUAGCUUGGCAUCCUUUCAAAGGUCUGCUCGUCAGCGGCGGCAAGGAUAAUCUGAUCAAAUUUUGGGAUCCAAGGAGCGCGAAUUGCUUGGGAACGUUUCACGCGCACAAGUCCACGGUGCAGCAAGUAGCUUGGAGCAAUUUCGAAGCCAACAUGGUGGCUAGCGCGAGUACGGAUCAGACGGUGAAGCUGUACGAUGUUCGCAUGAUGAAAGAGUACGCUUCGUUCAAGGGUCACCUCAAAGAAGCUUGUUCCCUCGCCUGGCAUCCCUCUCAGCGACAUUUGCUGGUAUCGGGAGGUGGAGAUGGUUCGCUGCUUUAUUGGAGCACCCUAUCCACCGACAACGUUCCAGCUUCAUCUUCUCAAGCCAUCUACGCGCAGGAACAAGCGCACGAUUCGAACAUUUGGUCCAUCGCUUGGCACCCCUUGGGUCAGAUUUUGGCUACUGGCUCCAACGACCACACUACCAGGUUCUGGGAACGAUCUCGGCCGGAAGAUGGAAGGCGAGAAGAGGCGGGCGGUGAUGCGAGUGCGAGU